Molecule: messenger RNA, 1056 nt
Organism: Zootermopsis nevadensis
Lineage: Eukaryota; Metazoa; Arthropoda; Insecta; Blattodea; Termopsidae
Product: PEST proteolytic signal-containing nuclear protein
Biological process (GO): protein ubiquitination; proteasome-mediated ubiquitin-dependent protein catabolic process
Cellular component (GO): nucleus
Source: RefSeq, a predicted model, not a curated record
AUGAUAUUAUUAUGGUGGCAGUUGCUCCUCAUACCUUUAGAUCAGUGGGGAUAGUUUCCAUUUGUCCUCAUUAGACAUAAUAUUUAAACGACGAUAUUCCUCGAUUCACAGGUCGAAUAUAAUAAACUUGUUGGCCAUGAAACAAAAUUACAAACCAACGAAAGAGCUACCGGAUGACGUUUCGUCAUCUGUGACAUUAUUCAUUGUUUCACCUUGCUCAGGGUCUUCCCAUAAUGGAUCGGAAUCCGAUCAGAGUCCGGAUGACACGGCAGGAAAGGAUGACAGCGGGAAGAAACAGAAACUUUCUUUUGGUUAUGUAAAGAAAUCCCUUAUGAAGCCUGAAGAGAAAGUCAUCGACACAUCAGUUAAGAAGGGAAUUCAGAUAAAAUUAGGAACUCAGAAACCUAUUCAUCAAAGUGGUGCUGUUAAAUCGCAGUCCAGCACAGUGGCGGCUGCGUUUAAUUUGGACGAAGAGGAAGAACCUGAGGAGAUGCCUCCAGAAGCGCGGAUGAGGAUGCGUAAUAUUGGCAGAGAAACUCCAACUUCAGCAGGUCCAAAUUCAUUUGGUAAGACAAAGCAAGGUUUCUGUGAUGCCAAAAAGAUAUUUGAGAAAACAAUGAAGAAAGCGAUGGAUAGUACGGAUAAUUCCAAGAAGACGACCGAGUGAUGUGGGUGUGAUAUGAAAAUUAUAUCCAGAAUAAUUGAGAACUUCAAUGGCAUUUGAUUUGCAAGACUUUGAAUUUCCAGGUCUGUUUGGUACGCAGAGCAUUAUAAAUAUACAUGCAAGUGUGAAUAUGUGAUGAUCACUGAAUUGUGUAGUUGUUGUUGCUAGUAUCAGAUGAUAAUAAUAGAUUCAUAUUACUCUUGUAGCGAUAAUUUAGUAACAUUAUUGGUCUUAUUGAUGUUCUUUUGAAAUAACAGUUUUCAUGUAUAUAUUUGAGAAAUUAGCCAUCUUUCAUUUUUUCUUGUCUUUAUUCACACUUAGUUCAUAUUAUUAACAAUCAUUACAUGACUUACCUAUUAUUACACCAGUACAAUAAAUGCUGUUAAAAUAUA